AUGGCAUCUAAGAUACCCUUUAUACUAGUAGCAGUUAUUCUUCUGGGACACCAAAGUUUAGCUAAAAAAGGCAGCAACAGCGGCAGCAAAAGUGGCAGCAACAGCCACAGCCACAGCAGCGAGGAGGAUAAUUUUCUUCCACCAAGUGGCCCUCAGGACUGUAGUGUGGAUCCGCAUAAGAGAAGGAAUUGCGGAUAUUCAGGAAUAAGUGCCGCAGAAUGUCAUACGAGGAACUGCUGCUUUGAUUCCAGCAUCCCUGGAGUUAAUUGGUGCUUCUUUUCUGAAUCACAAGUUCCACCAAGUGGCCCUCAGGACUGUAGUGUGGAUCCGCAUAAGAGAAGGAAUUGCGGAUAUUCAGGAAUAAGUGCCGCAGAAUGUCAUACGAGGAACUGCUGCUUUGAUUCCAGCAUCCCUGGAGUUAAUUGGUGCUUCUUUUCUAAAUCACAAGUUCCACCGGCACCAAGUGGCCCUCAGGACUGUGGUGUGGAUCCGUAUAAGAGAAGGGAUUGCGGAUAUCCAGGAAUAAGUGCAGCAGAAUGUCAUAAGAGGAACUGCUGUUUUGAUUCCAGCAUUCGUGGAGUUAAUUGGUGCUUCUUUUCUGAAUCACAAGAGUCAGCCCAGUGCUCAGUUGAUCCCCAGGACAGAACAGACUGUGGUUAUAUAGGAAUUAGUGCCAAUGAAUGCUACUCCCGUGGGUGCUGUUUUAAUUCAAGCAUUAAAGGGGUUAAGUGGUGCUUCUACCCAAAACCUUCAGGUUGCUAUGUGCAUCACAACAUCCGUAAAGACUGUGGCUACCCCAAUAUCAGUUCUAAGGACUGCUAUUCUAGAGGUUGCUGCUAUGAUUCCAGUGUUCGCGGCACAGUCUGGUGCUACUAUGGUUCCAAAUAAAAUGUCGUCCAAGGUGUGAUACAGUAACCGAUACUAGUGACGAGGAACAAACCAUUGUUAUGAUUUUUACUCUAUUUAGAUGUCCCUUGAUUCUUAAGUUCAAUAAAUCCUGGAGUCAA
Messenger RNA from Bombina bombina (fire-bellied toad), 1007 nucleotides. RefSeq names its product integumentary mucin C.1-like. Lineage: Eukaryota; Metazoa; Chordata; Amphibia; Anura; Bombinatoridae. Bases 1 to 888 code for a protein of 295 amino acids. The record is from RefSeq and is a predicted model, not a curated record. The transcript is spliced from 7 exons. Gene Ontology annotation, biological process: maintenance of gastrointestinal epithelium.